AUGUCUCGACACAGAUUUGUACGGAAUAUUAAUGUCCAUGAAGAGCUUGAAGAAGAUGUAUUGUCGGAUGGAGGUGAUGAUGAACUUUCUCCUGAGGAGCAUGAGCAUAUGAUGAAUUGCCUUGAGCAAAUCAGGGCCACAAUAGGCACUGCAGAGCAAUCAGGCAUAUCCGAUACAGAAAUACAAGACACUCUAUACUAUUAUCAAUAUAACGUAGAGAGAAGCAUAAACUGGUUGUACGAAGAACAAGGACGGAAGAAUGUGGCGAAAGAACGCAAGGUGGAAAAACCUCUACCUCCACCCCCCUUGGAUGAGGAGGAUCCAGGCAUCGGUUACCAGGCAAAUCAGGAAUAUUUCGAGCCUCCUUCGAGCGGUUCAGGGAGGUCCAACAUUCCACUUAUAAGGCUAGCUCAGCCGCAGCCAGACGAGGUCUACGAGUAUUCGGAAUAUGCUCCAACGCCAUCGUUGCGGACACUGAGCACGAUUUCGGAGAAGACUGAGCAAACGGAUGAUGUCGGGACUGUGACUCCUCGAACCCAACAACAGGAGCUCUCUAGCCUAUCACGGACAGCUUCUUUUGCAAGUGCUACUACCGAUUAUGGCCGCGAAGUAAUCGCCCGCCAGGAGGCAGACCCUAACGAUGUUGUUCCAUCACCCUCAUCUUCAGCCCUUCAACGCCUUUCGUAUCACGAACCCGCCCCGUCCCUGACGCCGUCGGCGUCCCGUACACCAUCUUCUCAGCCAUCACUGCGUUCAACCACUGCACCGGUACCACAUAUAGAGUCCAUUCCCGACAUCCCGUCUCUGCGGACAAAGAAAUCAACCGUGCAGCCCGCUAGCGAGAAGAGAUCAAAGUUAUCGACUCUGGCGAGUUCAAGGUCUAGUACCCGAUCAUCUUUGAGUACCAGAUCGGAUGCUAGUGCUGCUGACACGGUAUCGGAUGCAACUGUUUACACUUAUCCAUUCCUCCGGCCCACUUCUGCGUCUAUAAUGUCAUUUGAUCGCGACUCCACUACGAGCGCAUCGUCGAUGUCAUCACACGUCCGACGAGCCAUACAAACGGCGCUUGAACUGGAGGCUGUAGAUCGAGCUGAGAGUGUGGAACAAUCUCGCGGUCGCUUGUCCCCGCCGAUGGCUUUCCCCAAAAAAACGUCCUCAGUCGAGUCCCCUCAGCCGCUCGGUGCGGUUACUUCCCCCCCGCCCCCACGGUUAGCCGACCUCUCUCAGCAACCUGGGCCAACCAGUCUUUCGCAGGUUACAAAGUCUACCACCACCCAAUCAGAGAAAUUUCCCACUUCCCCCGAACUACCCAGGUCGACACCUCAACUGCUUAGCCCGACAAAUCCUCUUCAGUCUCUCGCUCCCUCUGUUCCUCGUUUACCUUCUGCUAGCCCUCCGCGAUCUGUUGCCUCGCCUCAUGUCUCUGCUCCCGAGUUGCCGACCAUUCCGAAUGUCAUGCGUAUGCCUACGUCGCCACCAUCGCAAGGCCGUCAACCCACUAAGCUUGCUAUGCUUGCACAAGCGAAAGCUCAACAAGGCCGCUGGAUCCCAAAGCCGAAAAAGACCGUUGACUCUGCUUCAGAACCCGCCCUCAUAUUACACAAGUCCCAUACUCAGUAUUUUGACCCGAUUGCCAAUGGACCUACUGCUACGACGGCGAUCACCACGUCGUAUCAGAGCCUCAGUAGUCUUCUCACACCUGCUCAAUCCGCACUUCCACCAUCUAUUGUGCCUCCAGUGCGUAACACAACUGAGCAAUCGAUCAAGCCUACUCGCACCGGAAACGAGUCAAAGCAGUCUAAACUGGCAAUGAAGAGCAAAACUGCUCUAAAGAAGCCUGAAUUAGACACCAGUGCGAAUGAGGCUCAGCCCGUGGUGCAACAUCCGAUGUUUGUGCCCCAGGGCUCUCGUACUCGUGCGUCGCCAUCGGCCUUCGCUUCCCUUCUCACCGAUGACGCGCCUCUGAUUACGCUCGAAGAGAAAGGACAUAGUUCAAAAGGGAAAGGAGUGGAAAGGAGUGGAGUUCAUGUUGAGGACCUUCAAUUGGCAACCACAUCAGAGGGAAGUAAACCUCGUCGCCAUUCUCAUAGGAAACGAGAUAGCGUUCUUCCGUCGGCUCCCGAGCUAUCACCUACCAGCGGUUUUGCUUUCGACGUACCUAGUCCGGAUGAUGUCGUGUUCAAUGCUCGUCGAGGAACAUCGCUAGCGCCACGCUCCCUGACUGCAUCUUCAUCUGCUCCGCCUGCCAAAGAACGCGAAAAGGCUGCGAAGCUGGCGCAGAGUAAGCAAGGUUCGCCGGCAAAAGCAGGUUCGUCCGCUGGUAAAAAGGUAGCCAAGGAGACACCAGCCGCACCCAAGAAGGCUAUAGGCGCCUCUGAUGCCAGCCAGCUGGAUCUAUCCGCCCUGAAUAUCCGUCCGAAGGAAGAGCCGGUCCAAGAAGAGCCGCUUAAAGCAGCCAUCGCGUUGGAAAAAGUCCUUGACGAAGUGAGAACGGUCUUACAGGCCCAGGAGAAAAAUGAAAAACGAGCUUUAAGCCUGGUCGUCAUUGGCCAUGUCGAUGCUGGAAAGUCCACUCUUAUGGGUAGAUUGUUAUAUGAAUUAGGACGGAUAAAUGAGAAGAAGCGUCUCGCAAAUGAACGUGGCAGUAGCAAGGUAGGAAAGAGCAGCUUUAGCUGGGCCUGGGAGCUGGACGGAACAGCCGAAGAGCGGGAAAGGGGUAUUACCAUGGACAUCGCGCUCCAGUAUUUGUCGACUCCGCAUCGCGAGAUUACAAUUUUGGACGCCCCUGGCCAUAAAGACUUCAUACCCAACAUGAUAUCCGGAGCUUCUCAGGCCGAUAGCGCAUUGCUUGUAGUCGAUGCCGCCACAGGAGAGUUCGAAGCCGGAUUCGAAAAAGGUGGUCAAACUCGAGAGCAUCUCCUGCUUGUCAGAAGCCUAGGCGUUAGCCAGGUUGUUGUUGCCGUUAACAAAUUGGACCAGGUACAAUGGGAGAAAUCCAGGUACGACGAGAUAUGCGACACUCUUAAACCAUUCCUGCUUCAGUCCGGGUUCCAUUCGUCUAAAACCAAGUUCGUUCCCGUCGGAGCGAUGGCGGGAGUUAACCUCACGGCACGGGUGGGAACAGAUUCUGAAUUUCUCAAUAAAUGGUAUACUGGCCCGACUUUAGUUGAGCUUCUGGACCGCCUGGAUCCACCAUCGCGUAACAUCAGUGCUCCGUUGCGAUUUCCCAUUUCCAACGUCUUCAGGGAAGCUGGUUCCGGUAUUGGUGUCUCUGGACGCGUCUGUGGCGGCGUCGCUCAAGUCGGCGAACUUUUGCGCAUUCUCCCAGGAGAUGGAACAACCUAUAUCAAAUCUAUCUCAAAUGACGACCAAAGCCUCCCAUGGGUAGUGGACGGCUCCAACGUAAUACUUUACCUAACAUCUGUGGAUCCUGUCCACCUCAGCAUUGGUAGCGUGCUAUGUCGGCCUAGUGAUCUCAUUUCGCUGGCCACGGUGUUCACGGCGAGAGUCAUAAUUUUCGACAUUGAUAUCCCUAUCACCGCCGGUGCUUCCAUUGAGCUAUAUCACUACUCUCGCGACGUUCCCGCAUCGAUCUCAAAGCUGAUCUCGAUCACGGAUCGAGCAACUGGAAAAGUUAUCCGGAAGAGCCCUCGUGUUCUGACCAAAAAUGCUUCUGCGGAAAUACAGAUCACACUUCGCAGCGGCUCAAUGUCUGGCCCGUCAGCAAAGGCUUAUCCAAUUCCCAUCGAACCAUUUGCUAUGAACAAGGACAUGGGUAGAGUUCUCAUCCGACGCGGCGGAGAAACGAUAGGAGCCGGUAUUGUUCUAGAUGUCUUGGAGUGA
Fibroporia radiculosa is the source of this 3843-nucleotide messenger RNA. RefSeq lists its product as uncharacterized. The record is from RefSeq and is a predicted model, not a curated record. The transcript has 15 exons. Gene Ontology annotation, molecular function: GTP binding; GTPase activity. The coding region runs from base 1 to 3843 and encodes 1280 amino acids. Gene Ontology annotation, biological process: translation. Lineage: Eukaryota; Fungi; Basidiomycota; Agaricomycetes; Polyporales; Fibroporiaceae.